CCCUAAAGCCACUCAACAUCUCCGCUCUCACACUUUCACCAACUAUCUCUAUUCAAUUUCGAUUCGAAAGAGACGAUGAGCACCGGCGCAGCAAGCGGCACGACGAAAGGAGGGAGAGGAAAGCCAAAGGCCACCAAGUCCGUCUCUCGUUCCUCGAAAGCCGGUCUUCAGUUCCCCGUCGGAAGAAUCGCGAGAUUCCUCAAAGCCGGUAAAUACGCGGAGCGUGUCGGUGCCGGAGCUCCGGUUUACCUCUCCGCCGUUCUCGAGUACCUCGCCGCUGAGGUGUUGGAGCUCGCUGGAAACGCGGCGAGGGAUAACAAGAAGACGCGUAUUGUCCCGAGGCAUAUUCAGCUUGCGGUGAGGAAUGAUGAGGAGCUGAGUAAGCUUCUGGGAGCUGUGACGAUUGCUAACGGAGGAGUGUUGCCGAAUAUUCAUUCGAAUCUUUUGCCUUCCAAGGUUGGGAAGAACAAAGGAGAUAUUGGAUCUGCUUCUCAAGAGUUUUGAGUUUCAUUUUAUCUCUUGUUUUUUUGGAUGUAACUUUAGCUAAUAUAUGCUUCUUGAUUAAUAUCGUAAGGUUUGCC
Messenger RNA from Brassica oleracea var. oleracea, 581 nucleotides. RefSeq names its product probable histone H2AXa. The record is from RefSeq and is a predicted model, not a curated record. The transcript is spliced from 2 exons. Lineage: Eukaryota; Viridiplantae; Streptophyta; Magnoliopsida; Brassicales; Brassicaceae. Gene Ontology annotation, molecular function: structural constituent of chromatin; DNA binding; protein heterodimerization activity. Gene Ontology annotation, cellular component: nucleosome. Bases 76 to 504 code for a protein of 142 amino acids.